AUGCUCUUUGUGGACUACAGCUCAGCAUUCAACACUAUAGUCCCAGACAUCCUUGCCACCAAAGUGGACCACCUUCAGGUCCCCCCUACAGCAGCAAUCCACCCAACCAACAUCAUUGUCAAGUAUGCCAAUGACACCACCAGAAGCUGCUGCUGGCCUUCUAAUGCGAGGAGUGGUAGCAGAGGAGUGGUAGAAGUGGAGCAGCUCUCCUACUGCCUGGGUAUUUGGAAUGCAGAGGCCACUACUGAGAACAGGAAGGCUGCACAAAGGGUAAAUAACACUGCCCAAAAAAUCAUUGGCUGCCCUCUACCAUCCCUGGAGGCCAUCGCCAGCACCUCCUGUUUCAGGAAAACCAGGGCCAUCACAGCUUCUCAGUGCAGAACCUUUCUAUUCACUGCAGGAGUCUUAUCUUCCACUGUUUUCUCCCUGGCAGGUUAUUUAACCGUUACUACUGAAUCUCUUCCUCCUGUCGUCAUUGGAGAUACAGUCACACUCAAGUGCAACUUCCAAACAGAUGGCAGCCUGCGAGAGAUUGUGUGGUUUCGGGAAAGCGAACAGAUUAUUGAAGAAGCCAGUGCCAAGCAAAAGAUUUUCAGCUAUGAUGCUAUGUACAACACUAGCUACUCCCACAUGGAGGACAACCACAAACGGGAGGUCCUAGUAUACCAGUCAACAGUGCGACUUCCAGAAGUUCACAUGGAGGAUGAUGGCCUGUAUGAGUGCCAUGUAGGGAUUUAUGACAGAAAUUCCAGAGACAAAGUUAUUCUAGCCUCUAGCAGUAUCACCCUCACUGUCAUAGUACCUCCAAAGUCUAUCUCUGUGGUGGUGGCCAACAGCCCAGCUCCAUUCAGCCGUUACGAGGCUCAAAACUUCACUCUGGUUUGCAUUGUUACAGGAGCAAAACCAGCUCCCAUGGUAUACUUCAAGAGAGAUGGUGAGCUUAUUGAUGUUGUGCCAACAGCCCAGUCUUUUUCUUCAGUAGGAGUCCAAAGUAAGAGCCCAGGUCACAAAAAGAGCUGGACUAUGAACCAGGAAGGGCUUUGGAGUUCCCAGAUGUUGACCAGUCGAGAUGUCGAUGACACCAAACUCCAGAAGUCCCUGCUGGAGCAAGAGGAGAAGCAGGCUUGGCUAGGCCAUGAUGGACCUGUUGGCUCUCAGGGCCAAGAAGAAGAGUCUGAACUGAAUCCUGAAGAAACCACUGAGAUGAUCCCUGAGACAAUAGUGAGCAGGGAAUUUCCCCGCUGGGUUCAGACUACUGACCCUCUCUAUUACUUCUAUCACCGGCAGCAGGCAGCUGGCGAUGGCACCAUGGAGGUUAGAGCCAUGCUAACCUGGAGCCUCAACCCCCAGCUGGACAAUGAGGCUCUGUUCAGCUGUGAGGUCAACCACCCAGCUCUAUCCAUGCCCAUGCAAGCUGAGGUCACAUUGGCUGCUCCCAGAGGACCUAAGCUGUCCAUGAGUCCCAGUAAAGCCAAAGUGGGAGAUACGGUGCGGAUCACUGUGCAGGGCUUCCAGCUGGGACCUUCUGCAAGUGAAGUCUUCCCUGAGCCAAUAUUCACUUGGACCAAGGUUGGUGGGGAUCUGCUCGAUGGCAGAGCAGUCCAUAACGGAAGGGAACUCAUCCUGGAGAGAGUCCCUGCUGAGCUCAAUGGCUCCAUGUUUCGCUGCACAGCCCAGAAUCCUCUGGGCUCCACAGAUACCCACACCCGCCUGAUUGUGUUUGACAACCCAAGACUGAAGAAAGGAAAAGAACAUUACAUUGCCAUCAACACAGCAGUCGGUCAACGCUCCCUCGCAUUAUCCACCAUGCUGCUGCUGAGAUUCACCUGUGAGCUGACGUGACCUGAAGCUCUGCUCUGCUGCUAAACACACUACCCACUUUCCUGAGGCACCUUCAGUGACCCCUGAAAGUAGUUAAACCUCCACCCAGUCCUUCUGCUUGAGCAAUUAGGAGAAAGGACUCAUUCUGAUUCUGCAUUAGACACAGAAUGAAGUUUCAGAGGCAAUUUACAUGUAAUCUUGGGAAUACUUGAGAUUUACCACUACCAUAGGGAUGAUAGUAGAUAGACUGUAAGUUGGCCAGUCAGCAUUAUCAGCUGCCGGGAUUUUGAUCUAUAACAUCACUCUUGCUGCCAGAUUUAUGUCAAAAAAACCCAGGCAAACUUAUAGACACAUCAAAUAUUGAAUAGUUAAGGCUAUUAUUCAAAAAUGAUCUGGAGAACGAGUUCUUAGAAAUCAGCAAAUCUGGACAGCUUUCAUAUUCUUGCAUAAAAUAUCUGAUGUUUUUGGGUCUGGUCAUUCCUUCCCAGUCUGUUGAGUUUCUAAAAGCCAUAACAAAACCUGUUAUGUCAGAAAUUACUCAUUUAUUUUUUUUGAUUGUGUUUAAUCUGGAUUCAAAAUAUUAUCUAUAGAAAUUGAAGUUGGAUAACUUGCUUCCCACUUCCCACUAAAAACUUGUAAGAAUGUAAAACUAACAAUUCUCCACUACAGUCUUAUGUAUGUCUAAGCAUAAGUAUUGUGAGUUUAUUGCAGGUAGAGAUAUUCUUUUCUUAGCUCAGGUGUGGAUUUUUAAAUAAAAUAUAUUUAAUCAGUGAAAACACUCUUGACCCUUCACUGUAAACCCGAAACGUUAUCAGAACUUAAGACAAUUGGUUGAAUUGAUUUUCCUAAGUUUUUUGAGUUGAUGAACUUAAAAGUUUAAAGUUAUCAGAACUUCAAUAUUUUGAUUACAUUUGACAUGUACCCUUUCACUAAAAUAAAACUAAAAUAAAACUGAAAUAUUUAUUAAAUCAAAAAAUAUUUAGUAAAUAGUAUUUAGUUUUCAGUUAUUUUGUAUUUUUUAUUAAGAUUUAUAUGUUGUGUUUUGUUUUUGUUUUGUUUUUUUAACUAUGGACGUAAAGUCUGUCAAUAAAGAUUGACUGAUUGAUUGAAUUAUGUCUAUCAUGGGAAUAAGUUGACAUGACUUAAAAGGAACGGGUACAACAGAGUCACUUUUGCAGUUUAGCAAAACUCAGUAUUUAUUGUUCAUUUUUGUAAUUAAAAUGUCAAACCAACUUUGCAAACUGAAAAACAUGUCACACAAAACGUAAAAAAAUGAAGGCAACAGAUUGCCUCAGUUACUGUGAGUGCUGCUUAACAGCUAAAGUAUAGUUCUUCUGUUCAACGGUGUGUUGUUAGCGGAGGCCAGGAAAGCACUGUUAAAAUUCAACUAAUAUUAAAAUAAAUGAAAAUUCCUAAAGGCAAUAUGUACUUUUGAAUAUCUGAAUAACAUUUGAUUAAUUACGCUGUAAGCUGCUGAAACUGUAAAAUUCUACAGUGUACAUAUAUUAUACCAUUGUCCUGGUUCUGUUAUGUUUCAAUACUUGCUUGGUUAAGAUUCACAUUCAAAACAUCAUAAAUUUCUUUCAGUUAGUGCAACAAAAACUGAAAUAAAUGCCUAAAGAUAAAAUAACAUACUGUGCUCAUCACAAACAAAUCUAUUAAUUCACAAGAUGACAAAUCAUCUCCCCAACUCGUCAUCAUCUUCAUCAGAAAGGUAGUUUGUAAAACUAUUUCACAAACAGAAGAAGACGAAUUCUGGAUUGCUACUACAUUGUUUUUUACUGAGCAGACGUGCAGCAAAAUAUUCCUCUCAAAAAGUUCAGCCAUUUCUGUACAUAUUACUUACCUAACAAUUACUCCUUUCAACAGUUCUGAAUUCUUCAUUAACUCCUUCAUCUUAAAUUUGAAAGAUUAUACUUCGUUUUCGAUUAUACUCCCAUUUAUUUCUAUUGACAACUCCAGUAGAUUUUUUGAGUGUGCACUGUAGAGGUCAUUAUGAUAAGAUGGGAUCUGAUUAUUCAACACCUUGUAUGUGAGGAGCAGGAUUUUGAAUUCAAUUCUGGAUUUAACAGGGAGCCAAUGAAGGGAAGUCAAUACAGGAGAAAUCUGCUCUC
Messenger RNA from Oreochromis aureus, 3935 nucleotides. RefSeq names its product immunoglobin superfamily, member 21b (gene igsf21b). The record is from RefSeq and is a predicted model, not a curated record. The transcript has 10 exons. Gene Ontology annotation, biological process: homophilic cell-cell adhesion; heterophilic cell-cell adhesion. Bases 1 to 1842 code for a protein of 613 amino acids. Lineage: Eukaryota; Metazoa; Chordata; Actinopteri; Cichliformes; Cichlidae. Gene Ontology annotation, cellular component: adherens junction.